AUGUGUGAUACUCGUUGUGAUUGUGAUGAAGUAGAGAGAAAUUGUCCCGCACCUCUAAGUUGUAGGAAAGCAAAUCCAAACAAUUGUUCAACUUAUUGGCAAUGUGAUGCUAGUGGAAAACUCUUUGAAAAGUCAUGUCCUAACAGUUUAUAUUGGAAUGACAAUUUACUUACUUGUGAAAAGCUUGAUGACAGUACAUGUCCUUUUAAACUUGUAGGUUUAGAAGUAAGGGAAGAUAUUGGGAUACAGGCAAGAGAUAGUUUUGUUUUAGAACUUCUAGUUCCAAUAAUAAAAAUUCUUUAUUGUCAAUUUUAA
Molecule: messenger RNA, 315 nt
Organism: Heterostelium album PN500
Lineage: Eukaryota; Evosea; Eumycetozoa; Acytosteliales; Acytosteliaceae
Product: carbohydrate-binding module family 14 protein
Exons: 3
Coding region: 1-315 (104 amino acids)
Cellular component (GO): extracellular region
Molecular function (GO): chitin binding
Source: RefSeq, a predicted model, not a curated record